AUGGGGGUUUAGGCAAGGAAAUGAGUAACCUAUGGUCACUCCUGCUCCUGCCCCUGUCCCUGGAAGCCUUCUACGGGGUCACAGGCUGUUUGGAGUGUGACCUUAAAUUCACAGAAGAUGUUAAGUCCUUGCUGGCAAACCUGUUACCCUCAGAAGUCCCUGGUCGAACUCAUCUGUUUCAACAACACAUUAAGGACGUGAUCCAUUUAAGCUUUAAGGUCUCUCACAGUGACAAGAGACUUUGGGUGUUGGAUGUUGCAAAGGUUGUCAAGUUGAGAACAUGGCUGAAGGAGGAAUUUUACAAACUGGGCAAUGAAUCAUGGAAAGGUGUCUUUAUCUUUCAAGGAAAGCUGCUCAAGGUCCGCAGAGACUUGGAAUCCAAAUUGACAGAGACAUUAAAGACUUUCUCUGAUGUCGCUUGUUCUGAAGAUUGCAUUGUGACUGAGGGACCCAUUCUUGAUUGUUGGACAUGUCUUCGCAUCACCCCCCGGUGCUUCAAAGGAGAAUACUGUGGAGAGGAUUCCAAGAAGGCUGAGAAUCGAGAGAUUGCACUGUUUCUGAUACUGUUGGUGGAAGUUGCAGUACUAGGAAGUGUCCUAUUACUAUUCUAUAUUCGUGUCUCUCAUCGGAGGAAAAUACAAACAAUUCGAAGGUCACUAACAAAAUAUUUGAAGAAGAAACUUGAAGAAUUAGUGGAGAUGGCAGAAGCAAAGGAGACCAAGAAAGAGUUUGGACCUGGAAAAUAAAUGCAUAGGCAGAGACAGGAGGUCUUUCUUGAUUCUCUUAAGUGUUGACUCAGAGUAGAAAACAGAAUUAAGCUCUUUUCUGGUCAUCAAGUCAUGGUAUUUUAAAACUGAAACAGAACUUGGACUUUCUGUAGUGAAGAUGCUAUUGAUAUCCUGAGGCAAUGGAAGCAGUGAG
Molecule: messenger RNA, 921 nt
Organism: Tupaia belangeri chinensis (Chinese tree shrew)
Lineage: Eukaryota; Metazoa; Chordata; Mammalia; Scandentia; Tupaiidae
Gene: IZUMO3
Product: IZUMO family member 3
Exons: 7
Coding region: 21-746 (241 amino acids)
Source: RefSeq, a predicted model, not a curated record